CGCUCCUCUCGAUUUCGGGCAGAUGACAUGUCUGGCGACUUGUACGCAUCCGAGCCGGCCGCCUUUUGCCCGCAUACCCCCCCGAUUGGCCAUUGCGACUCCAUAUGUUCCAACUCUUAAACCGGAUACCGCCGCACAAAUGUAGCAGACUGCCCCUUCGUCGCUCGCUCGCAGCGACAGCCCGCCCUAGGCCAUGGUGGUCGAUACUCUCUUCGCCGCGAGAGGAAACUCUGGAAGGCACACUGGAAGAAGCAGCUGGCGGCAACGCGGCCAAAGGAAAACUCAUUAGCUUCGACCUACAACCACGUCUCAUGCAGGCGCAAAAAGAGGUGGUUACGGUCCAUAGAAGCUACAGAUGUUCCAGACAUAAGCAGGUCAUGCUGCUCAACAAGUUCCUUCUCCAAGCGUACGAUGAUCCAAAGGACGAGGACACCCGGAAAAACUUGUGGAAAUGGUAUUGCCACGCAAAGUUUUCUUUCCCUGAGGUUCUGGAUGCGCUGCCAGAUAAGGCUUGGGAUAUAUUGUGGAACACUCAGUCCCAGCAGUCACUAUCAAAUGCGAACAGCAUGGAACAUUUGAAGCAGCUGGUGGAGGACAUGCGAACCACCGGACGCACCGCCACAACAGCCCAGCAGCUUGCGCAUAUAGAGGCAACAUUCUUGGAAGGAAAGAGAGAAGAGGCUCUUCAACAAUGGGAACAAGGAUACGAUAUAUCAUUGGGACAGUCUGUCGUUGGUCGCAAUCCGGAGUUCAUGGAACUCGGCCUCCGCAUGUGGUCAGUUGCCGGCAAUCCCGACCGGGCCCAGAAGGUCUUGAUUGAGUUGUUCGCCAUGGCGCCAAAAUGGGAUCCUCGAGUUAUUGUCCCGGUCUUUGAGGCACACAUCCAAAAAGGGCGGGACAAGAACAUCAAUCUGGCAUGGGCACUCUACACUCACAUGAAGUACCUAUUGGGCGACAAAAUGACUUUGGAAGACUACGAGAAGUGUUACUUGGGUUUUCUUUAUAGGAAGAAGCAGCAACACGCCCUGGCAGUAUUCAAAGAAAUGAUGCUCCUUGGACAGAAACCCGGUGGUGAAGAUGCAGGCAAAUUCAAAAGCCAAAUCCUUUCAGGAUUUGAUAGCCUGCCCGCUGUCUGUCGAAAUGCUUCGGAGGUAAACGAGACCUUUCUGCAUGCAGUGACAGCACUACCUCGGGAGUGGCAGAACAAAUUCUUUUUCGGAAAGUGGCUGAAAAGGCUCAUCGGCAUGGGCGAGCUGGAAUCAGCAGCCCAGGUCAUAGAAUUCAUGUUCGAAAGCGGAAUCAAACCGGAUGCCCGCCACCUCAACGGCCUCAUGGGCGCUUGGUUCCGUAGUGGCAUCACUCAGAACAUCGAAAAAGCUGAAAGUCUUGGUCUGCAGAUGGUCCGGGGGAGAAUGAACCUGGUGCGAGAGCGUAGCGCCAACGAGACCAACCGCAGACGUCCUGCAAAGUCGAAUGAAGCAUCCAAUCGGAGUAUCGAGUUGCCAGUAUUCAUUGAACGACCCAUUCCUCCGGCAACCAGCGAAACAUUCGGAGUCCUUCUCGAGAUUUAUUUGCACAAACGGGAUUGGAACAAAGUGGACGAUCUCCGAAACUGGCAAAGUGAGGCCCAACUCCGCAUGAACGUAGCGGCCAUGAACUCUUUCCUCGCCUUCUACAUCGAGCGCGGCCAGUACCUUGAGGUUUGGAAGCAGUACAAGGACUUCACGGAUCCAGCGAACAAUGAGCGCGUCAUCCCGGAUGAGGCCACAUACGCCUAUCUUUGGGCCACGGCACACGCACGCUGGGUACGCAGCGGCAUGCGCGACUACCAGUACCUGCAGCGAGCGUUCCCGACAAACCGCGCCAUCAUGAAGGAGACGCUCGCCUGGCUGAACAGCGUGCCCAACAAAGCCGCGGCUGCAAGCCACCUCAUGCAGCGCAACAAGGUCUACCACCGCAUUGUGGAGUGCUUCUGCCUGGAGAAAGACCUCCCCGGCGCGCUAGUCGCGCUGCACGCCUUCAAAGCCAACCUCGGCGUCUAUCCCGACCAGCACACCGCCACCAUCCUUGCCAAGUACAUCUCGCGGAUAGGCUUCCGUGCCCGUAGCCCGGCGCAGCGCCGCGAGGUCGCCAGGUCAAUGGGGUACUUGAAAAAUGUCUCGAAUGUGCUGCAGGUGCUUGAGGCGCUGUUCCAGCGACGGGCGAGACAGCUGGUGAGUGAGGGGAAGGGCGAGAUGUCGAAAGAGGAAAAGGACGAGCUGUUUUUGAACGUGCUGAGUGAGCUGAUUAGGGUUGUGCUUGUUAGGAGGGAAGAGCCGGGGACGGUGGAGCAUAGGAUUUGGAAUGCUAAAAAGAAGAUGGGCGUGAGGGAGAUUGAGACGGGGGAUAUAGAUGCUUUUAAUGUUAGCUGAGGAUGGGGUUGGAGUGGGCUGUUGGAAAACAACUCGCAUGCUCAUGGUGUAUGGUCACUUGUUCUCCAUCCAUUGUGGUGCGGGCUUUUUGGCGUUGGGAAGGCUUUGGCGGAAAACCAACUUGUUGCUGUUGAGUAUAUUUAUACCCUUCCUGUACGUUGUCUUUUUACGUAUUAGAUAGUUUGUAUACAUUUAGCUAGAAGUAUGGGUAGGGCAAGGCGCUGGGGUGCAA
This is a messenger RNA of Aplosporella prunicola CBS 121167, 2643 nucleotides long. RefSeq lists its product as uncharacterized. Gene Ontology annotation, molecular function: protein binding. Bases 105 to 2411 code for a protein of 768 amino acids. The transcript has a single exon. NCBI's taxonomy places the organism in Eukaryota, Fungi, Ascomycota, Dothideomycetes, Botryosphaeriales, Aplosporellaceae. The record is from RefSeq and is a predicted model, not a curated record.